UGUGCUUGUCCCGCUGUCGGCACGCAUACUAGUGAGUACUUUUUUCCUACCUCGAGAAAAUGCUCAGUCCAGCACCUCCGCUUGGUGCUUGGCAAGACCCGGUCUUAGGAGCAGUCGCAGGUUAGUGUAGGUACGACGAACGGUCUGGCUCGAUCGCGCCACGCCACUCGCUCCCCGGCCCUUUCAACGCGCAUGCAGUAUCACCCAUCUUCCGUCCCUGUCCGUAGGUAGAUUCCGAGCAUGGUAGGACUGCUUGUAUUUAAGAAUACCCUGCAGCCCAACACCCCUCCCGCUGCCUCACCGAUCUCUAUCUCUCAAAAACUCUGGAUAUACAGUCAACCUCUUCUUGGUUGUUUAUCCUGACUCCAAAAUGAGGAACCCUUUCAAAACCUUUAUCCAGGAGCGGCCUACGGUAGAGGAGGUGGCUCCGCGGUCAGACGACAAGGAAGCUAUUGGAGCUGAUAGCAAAGAUGCUACUCUAGCCACCGAACGACCCCCCAGCAGCCAGGGGGGAGAUGAUGAUUCUAUCAAUAAAGAUGCUCAGGCAGGUGUCCAGAAGAUGGAAGCCAUCACCAAAACCUGGACGAAGCGCGACCUUUAUCUCGCCUAUACAUUGAUUUGGUUCAUUUACUUUAUCGAUGCUAUACAACAAGGAAUGGGGUUCUUGUUGACCCCCUAUGUCACCAGUUCUUUCCAAGAACACUCUUUGACGGCUACAGUAGGCGUCGCAGCCAACAUUAUUGGAGGCAUUUCAAAGCUUCCAUUAGCCAAGAUAUUAGAUGUAUGGGGUCGUCCUCAAGGGUACCUCUUGACAAUGUCCUCUAUGACCCUUGGGCUUGUUCUCAUGGCAGCUUGCAACAACGUCAACACAUAUGCCGCAGCACAAAUUUUCUACUGGGUCGGAUAUAACGGAAUCUCUUAUACUUCGAGUGUUUUCAUUGCCGACACUUCUGCGUUGAAGAACAGAGGAUUCGUGCUCGCCUAUGUUAGCUCGCCGUACAUAAUUACGGUGUGGGUCACUGGCCCUCUUGCCCAGAGUGUCCUCAAUGGUAUCGGCUGGAGAUGGGCCUUCGGUAUCUUCGCCAUCAUUACGCCAAUCAUCUGCUUACCUCUCUACUUCUUGUUCGCAUAUAACCAGCGCAAAGCGGUGCAGCAAGGAAUCCUCGUCCGACCCAAGAGUGGCCGUACUGUGAUGCAGUCGAUUGUCCACUACUUCUGGGAGUUCGAUAUCAUCUGCCUCAUCUUGGUAUCUGGCGGCUUCACCCUUUUCCUCCUUCCCUUCAGCAUCGCUACGAGCCAACGGUACGGCUGGAGAGAUCCCCUCACCAUCUCCUUCCUCGUUGUCGGCUUUGUUCUUCUCGGCCUCGCCGUUGUUUGGGAGAAGUACUGGGCCCCCGUCAAAUUCCUGCCAUGGCGACUUCUUAAGGAUCGCACUGUCCUCGGUGCCUGUGUUCUCGCUGCCGUGCUGUUUAUUGAGUACUACAUCUGGACAGCAUACUUCACGUCGUUCCUCCAGGUCGUUCUUAGACUCAAAGUGUGGCAGACAGGUUACAUCGGCAACAUCUACAGUAUUGGAUCUACCUUCUUCAGUCUCAUUGUGGGUGUCGCCAUCCGAAAAACCGGCCGCUUCAAGUGGGUUGCCUUAUACUUUGGUGUGCCCGUUACCAUCCUUGCUAUCGGCCUUUUGAUUCACUUCCGUCAUGAAGGAACCCCACUUGGCUGGAUCAUUUUCGUCGAGAUCAUCUACGCCUUCGCUGGUGGUGCCUGUGUCAUCGCCGAGCAAGUUGCUGUCAUGGCUGCAGCAUCUCACCAAGAAGUCGCUGUCGUCCUGGCCAUCGAGGGUCUAUUCUCCAGCGUUGGUGGUGGUAUCGGUGGCACCGUUGCCGGCGCUAUCUGGACCGGCAUCUUUCCCCGCAAGCUUUUGGAAUACUUGCCCGCGGAGACUAAGGACCAGUUUGCCACCAUUUAUGGUGACUUGGCUGCUCAGAUCUCGUACCCUGUCGGCUCAGCAACCCACACAGCUAUCGUCCGAGCUUACGAUGACGCUCUCAAAAACAUGUUCAUUGCCGCCACCACCAUCACCGUCAUUGGUCUCGCUGGUGUCAUCGCCUGGCGCGAUAUUAGACUCAAGGACUUCAAGCAAGUCAAGGGUAAUGUCUGGUAAACGUUUCACCUGUGGUGUGGGUUUCCAGUCCCCAAUACUAUCACUACGUAACGAAACUCGAGGGAAACGCCCAAAUUUGACAGCUUUCGAGAUGCUAGUUAAGCGGCCGGUAUACGGUAAGCGAGAAGCUACAAGUACAAAAGAAAGGUGCGAUCGUUUUGGGCAGGUACUAAACUAUAUAAAGUUAAAUGUGUAAUAAUUAAAUCAGAAGAUCAAGAUAACUACUCAAUCUUGUAAAUCUACAAUUUGUUCCAAACUGUAA
Molecule: messenger RNA, 2426 nt
Organism: Xylaria bambusicola
Lineage: Eukaryota; Fungi; Ascomycota; Sordariomycetes; Xylariales; Xylariaceae
Product: siderophore iron transporter mirB
Exons: 3
Coding region: 371-2164 (597 amino acids)
Biological process (GO): transmembrane transport
Molecular function (GO): transmembrane transporter activity
Source: RefSeq, a predicted model, not a curated record